AUGAGAAAUAUCAAGGAAACGUUUCCGAAGCCAAUCAAAUCUGAACCCUGCCAGAGGGAUCCCAACUUAUGUUGCGAAUAUCAUGGGACUCACAGCCACAGAAAUGGAGACUACCGGCAUCUACAUGAGGAGGUAAAGAACGACCAUCUCACAAAGUUAUUGAGCGACCGAGACAAGAACAAUUACAACCACAACCGGGACAACACAGAACCCACGAAAAUAGAGGAUGACCUUCCUCUGCUAACUAUCAACAUGAUUUUCGGAGGGAACGAAAUCAGCGGUGUAACUUUAUCGGCAGCCAACAAAACAAAGCUAUUGGUGACCCAUAACAAGAGACUCUGGGAAGUCGCUGAAGAUGACAUCACCUUCACGGAGGAAGAUGCCGACGGACUUCUUCUACCGCAUAACGAUGCCCUGAUAGUUUCUCUUAAUGUUCUAGAUUUUAAGAUUAAAUAUGUUUUGGUUGACCCGGGAAACUCAGCCAACUUCAUCCAAUGGAGAGUGCUGGAACAAGCCAAAUUAACAGGAAGUAUCAUUCCGGCAAUAAAGCUUCUCGCCGGUUUCAACCUGAAAAGUGUGACAACCCGAGGAGAGAUCUUACUUCCCACGAACGCCAAAGGGGUUAGAAAGACCACCUUAUUUGAAGUGGUGGAUGGUGACAUUGGCUACAACUUAAUUCUCGGCAGAUCGUGGUUACAUGAAAUGAAGGACGUACUAUUAACAUAUCACCAACUGUUGAAAUUCUCGACUCCAGAGGGAAUCAAACAAAUAAGAAGAGAUCAACUGGCAGCGAAGAAAAUGAACGCAAUGUCAAUUUCUAGCAGUAAAAGAGAGGAACCCAGCAAAUAG
Molecule: messenger RNA, 849 nt
Organism: Nicotiana tabacum (common tobacco)
Lineage: Eukaryota; Viridiplantae; Streptophyta; Magnoliopsida; Solanales; Solanaceae
Source: RefSeq, a predicted model, not a curated record